Patiria miniata (bat star) is the source of this 4200-nucleotide messenger RNA. Its product is annotated as mucin-5AC-like. The record is from RefSeq and is a predicted model, not a curated record. Lineage: Eukaryota; Metazoa; Echinodermata; Asteroidea; Valvatida; Asterinidae. The transcript is spliced from 3 exons. The coding region runs from base 177 to 2672 and encodes 831 amino acids.
UUGAUGCAGCAGAAUUCUGCGGAUUACAUGAAAACAUUUGAAUGGCGACGUUGGUGUGUGCGGCGUGCCGGCAGAAGACACCGCAAAUGUGAACAUUUUCCAUUUAUUCUUGGCCAAGAACCAGAAACUGACACGUUGUCUUUUCAUCCAUUCGGUGCACACAAGGACCCGGCAACAUGAGUGGGGCGGUCGUACCACAGUGGAAGAUCGCUCUUCAGCAGAAACUGGAUAAGAAAAAAGAGGAUGAAAGGCGGAAGUCGGUGGAGGAGGAAAAGCGCCGUUUGGAAGCGCUACCGCCCUGGAAGCGGUAUGGGAUGGUGCCCCAAAAUGUCAUUAUCAUCUCAGGGGGUACUAAGACAGUCAGUAAGCUGUCUACAGACUCUGACACUACCAGUGGUGAGAAGACACAAAAGGAGCCAAGUAUAAGUCAAAAUUCUCAAGUUGUGAAGACGACGACGACUAACAGAAAAGAAAGUGAAAGUAGGACAAAAAGUCCGACAAGUAUCGUGAACGUGCAGCAUCAAAUUCAUGCAAACCAUGUCAUCAGUUCUCAAAAGGAAAAUCAUUUGACCAAUCACGUUGGGGAAGACGAGACGAAUGCAGGAAAGCCGGCACCAGUUGCAGGGCGGGAGGGUGUAGAUGAAGAACAUGUUUCAUCCGUUUUGAAUAAUCCUUUCUUGAAGUUUGAUGGAGGUGCCCGGCGACGCCGAGUUUCUCCAUCAUCAAGAUCUGAUGAUAAAGGAAAAGAGGCCACUUCAAGUAGCCCUAUUACCAAAAAUGAAACCACUGAUUUCAUCAAGGUGGCUAAAAAGCAACCCGAUAAUAGCAUACGACAGCGGUCACGAUCUGAAAGCCCUCGCCGUGCUGCUAGAGAACAUAACGUGGAUCUUAAAGUGGUCGAGGAAGAUAUACCUCAAACCAGGCCCAGAAAAAAUAGCGUCAGUGACUUAAGGAGCAGAUAUGGCCGUGCUGCAUCUACUGAAGAUCUGAAAGUCGUGUCUCGUAAAGGGAGUGAGGCGGACAUUACUUCUCCAUUGUCACCACAGAGUCCAACUCACUCCCUGGACAGGAAUAUACUCUUCGAUAAGGAGCCGCACAAAGUUCAUAUCACAUAUAAACCAGAACCGUCUCGGAGCCUGUCUCCUACAUCAGCUCCAAAGGUCUCCACAACAACGAGCACAGUCACAUCCGAGAAAUUGCCUUCCACUCAACCACAAACUCAGAAAUCCACUGUUGUAAAAGACAGCACUCCCAGCAAACAAUCUGAAACAAAGUCACUUAGCUUCACGGAAUCUAAAGUUGCACCAACAUCACAAAGCGUCAAAUCCACCAAACGGCAGGCUCCAAAAGCUCCAACAACUUCAGAAUCCAGUUUGAGUACUACUACUAAGACAGACGUUACACCAACAAAAACUAUUACCUCAUCUUCUUCAAGUUCAAGUAGCAAUGCAGUGAAAUCCGUCAGUAACUCGGAGAAAAGCAAUAAGCCUUCCAACACCUUCACUAGGACCAAUGAAGCAUCACUGCCUGACCAGCCUAAGACGGCAAUUCUUGGCGACGGACAGUCAUCCUUACGCCGAAAAAAGGGAGUCAGCAAAAUGUCUGCCAGUGCCCUCAUCAGUCUUUCAAGCAAUGACUCCAAUGAAGUCCAGUUAAGCGAGCACAAUGCCCGUGUCCGUGCAGCUCGGCAAGAGGCACGUACAAGCAGCUCAAAGAAUUCAUUACGGUCAGCUAGAGAUGGUGAAUCGAGAGACACCGACAGUAUACCUAAGGGGGUGGUGUCAUCAAAUGCAUUUGGAUCGAAACUUAAAACGUCCGAGAACCAGACAAGUUCAAUGACAAAACCAAAAGAAGAUACCCCGUUCGUUGACUCUAUCCCAUACCCGGAAAAUUUCCGUCAGCCCAAGAAAGAGUCAACGUACGUCGAUCCAAUCCCGUACCCGGAAAAUUUCCGAAAGCCUAAAUCUAACAAUGAAGAGACGUCAGAGACUAAACUUGUCUCCAGUGUCAAAAAGCCAGUCAUGGAUAAUAUUCCACGGACAAACAUUGACGAAGUCAUCCUGUCGCCCAUUGAAGAAAAUGUGCCUCAGAACUUGACCAAUGGGACAGUGGAGGAGAAGGCGCCACCCAAGAAGAUCAAGAAGAAGGGAAUGGAGUGGAUCGGGUACAACACCCCCACUGGAAAACCAUCAGCGCUCAAAUCUGCCUCGAAAGCACGCAAAGUUGAAGAGAAAAAGCUGAACAUCUCCUUUAACGAGUCCAACAUGACCGAAACCUACGAGUACCAAUCCGAAACCUCGCUGCUGAACGAGUACCUGCGCGAGGAACGAGGCCUGAACGGUAACCCGCGUGUUGGUAACCUGCCACGCCAAGAGGCCAGAGACGAAGAGGAUGACGACGAUGAAGACAUCGAUUCCACGCCGUCUUCGCAGAGCGGCAUCGAUAACGUCUUAGCUCAUGAAGGUCUUCAGAAUUACACACCCAAGGAUCUGCAGAACUUCAGCCCAAUGUCAAUCAGGCAGCAGAAGCCCGAACCGCCAAAGCCCAAGGAAGAAACAGCGCCCCCACCAGCCGAGGAAGAACCGGACCCGGACGACAUUGCCAUCACCUACGACGACACGGGGGACUACUUCUCAUCAGCCGGGUCCAGCUCGGCUGCCCUUCUGUUCUGAGGUCACAGGUCAGAAGUCAAAGGUUAAGUAUAUGCAGAGGAACCAGACUGAGAUGAUCCUAGCUAGUGUGUACCUUGAAAGGCUUCCGGAGACAAUACGUGUCUUGUCAACUGUCCCGUUACAAGUGGACAACGCUUGACAGUACUUGUAUGCAAGGGAACCAGACCUUCUGAUCAAGAUGCACAUAUUGCCUAGGGGAACACAAGGAGCUAUACUUAAUAUUUCAUAAAUGUAAGGUCGGACUAUUUUUAUUCAAAAGUCGUGAUCAUGAUUAUAAUGAAUGACUGAGAUUCUUAGGAUCGUUUUAGUUAUAUCCUAACUGAGUUCAUAAAAGGUUAGUAUUUUUUGCUGCCUGACUUGUUCUUUUUUAUUUAUUGGCAAAGCGAAUUCAUGGAAUUGGGCCGGAGAAACGUGAUACUAUCCGCCCACACCAUCAUGCAUGUUUUCAAAUCAAUAUGCACCAAACGCACAUGUACAUGUCCGCAUAAGUGUGUAAAUUGCCCACAGAUGUCUUCAAGUUAAGUAUGCCGUCGAUGACGAACGAAUACAUAAGAAAUACAUACAAGUAAAUCAGUUAUAAGUUUUCUUCAGGCAUAUGUGCAUGUGUGUGAAUUUGUACAGUCGUGUGAAUGUAUAUAUUUAGCAAUGAUAAACCUUGGUGAGAUUUUAAAUGCCUUGAAAUACGUGAUGUAAAUGAAGAUUAUUUAUUAGUGGUAGCGUCUGGAUGAAGACUUUUUUUAAUAUCAACAGCAGCCUUGAAGGCUUGUCUAUUGUGAUUGCAUUUGCUGUAUUUAUCCAAGAGGAACAUUUAUCCAACAGAAGAUAUUCACCCUAACAAUUCUUCACUUUCACCCUUUAAUCGUAACAUUCCUGAAGGGAGCCCUCUGUUGGCAGUAUACAAUUUUCGGACGGCAUUGAUGUCAUGUUGUCUGCUUUAAGCCGUUUACUUUCUAUAGAGUGUCAUCAUGGCUGAAUGCAAUGCACUUGUACUUAAUGUUGAAAUGAAAUAAUUUUAAACUUUUUACAUUAUCGAUCAUUUUAAUUCUUUGUUUUUUUUUUUAAAUUUUAGACAAAUGAAAAAUUGUGUGGUGACUAAUGCAACAACUAUUGAAGUAGGGUCGCCCUGUAUAGCCUUACACUACCAGGAGGUUUGUUUAAUAGGUAACAAAUUAAGUUACAAAAGGUAACUCCCUUGUACAUGUUUAAACAGAUUAGUGAAACAGUCAUAUAUGUGUCAUGAGCAAGGUCCAUAGAUGCUCUGCUGAUAGCGUACCCUGUGUAGUCUCAAUUCAAGUCUGAUACUGCUGAUAUACUCUUGUAGGCCCAUGAGAUAUUGUACACUGCCGGGUCAUUUGUGGGUCCAGAAGUACAAUGUACAGCCUGGAAACUAGUCUAACUUCCUCGAUGUUCUUGAGGGUUCCCACGACCCCAGUCACUGGGUUAUUCAUGUUGACAUUCUUGGAACACUCAUUUUGAAUGUUAACAAUAAUGUAAUAUUUACACUGUGGAACAUGGCAUUAUGUGUACA